Aegilops tauschii subsp. strangulata is the source of this 627-nucleotide messenger RNA. NCBI's taxonomy places the organism in Eukaryota, Viridiplantae, Streptophyta, Magnoliopsida, Poales, Poaceae. The record is from RefSeq and is a predicted model, not a curated record.
AUGGCGAUGCACAACCAAAACAGAAAUUCCACUCACAACACUAAGAAAUGGACGAAACUGAGAUGUUGCAGCAUCUGCAAAAAGAGGAAGAGACGGAAUUCAAGAACCUGCCCCAAAAGAACAAGAUCAGAAAACAAGGAAGACGAAGCAGAUGAAAUCGCAGAAGAAGAUGGUGACACAACUAAAGAAGAAAUGGCUUAUGAAGAAGAGGAGGAGGAAGAAGAAGAGAGUGAAGAGGACGAAGAACGUGAAGAAACUGAAGAAAGAGAGGCUUAUGAAGAAGCGGAUGAAGAAGAGAAGGAAGAGGAAGAAGAGAGUGAAGAGGACGAAGAACGCAAUGAAACAAUGCCCACAAGAACACCAAACAAAAGACAGAAAACAAAAGGGAAUGCAGCUGUACAGAAACAACCGAGAACAACACCGCAUACAAAAAAAUUGGUAGGAGCACGAAAGGACGCAGUUCACAGCGUUGGAAAACUAAAGCCGCCAUCAACCAGCACGCGAGGAGCAAAGAAGGAUGCAGUUCACAGCGCUGGAAAACAAAAGCCGCCAUCAACCAGCACGCGAGGAGCAAAGAAGGAUGCAGUUCAUGCACAACCAAAACAGAAAUUCCACUCACAACACUAA